Messenger RNA from Pristis pectinata (smalltooth sawfish), 8792 nucleotides. It is a transcript of the gene zbtb4, whose product is annotated as zinc finger and BTB domain containing 4. Gene Ontology annotation, biological process: negative regulation of transcription by RNA polymerase II; regulation of cytokine production; regulation of immune system process. NCBI's taxonomy places the organism in Eukaryota, Metazoa, Chordata, Chondrichthyes, Rhinopristiformes, Pristidae. Bases 741 to 4418 code for a protein of 1225 amino acids. Gene Ontology annotation, molecular function: protein binding. The transcript is spliced from 4 exons. The record is from RefSeq and is a predicted model, not a curated record.
GCGAGAACGAGAGAGAGAGAGAGAGAGAGAGAGAGAGAGAGGAAGGAGCUGACAGUCGCUGCAUUUACAGUUUGCAGGGCGUAGAUGUGUGCAGCACUAAAGCAGCCUCCUGCUGAAAGCAGACUCCCCCUGCCUGUGUCUCUCCCCCUCUCCCCCUCCUGCUCUCCCUCGGAUGGCUGGUUGAUUUUCAAUCGCAUGGAUUAGUUCUCUCUCUCUCUCUCUCUCUCUCGCUCUCUCUCGAUCUCUCUCUCUCUCACACACACAGAAGAAAGUUACCAAACAUCAGCAGAGACCUUGAUGAUGUCACAGGAGAGAGAGCACGCAAGUGCGGAGAAUACUGCCAGAACCUUAGUAUGAGAGGGACAGGAGAAACGACUCCAUAUUGGGUUCAGUGGCAGUGAGUGCCCUCUGCAGCAGACAGGAUGCAGGCUCCCUCCACACGCUGCCUCUCCUCCUGGGCUCGUUCUGGUCCCUGAGUGUCCCGCCGAUGCGAUAGGAUUCGGGGAGCAGAGCUGAGGACCCUUCAGUGUCCGGACGCCACGCAAGCAGGGCGACUAAAACUGAACACAAUACUCCAAGUGCGGCCUCACCAGCGUCCUGUACAACCACACCAUGACCUUCCAACUCCUGUACUCAGUGCCCUGACCGAUGAAGGCCAGCGUGCCGAACGCCUUCUUCACCGCCCUGUCUACCUGUGACGCUACUGACAGUGAACAAUCGCCCACUGUUCAGAGACAAAGAUGGCUUCCAGCUUCGAGGUGACAGACCGAGCUCACUGCAGGAUGCUCCUUCACAGGCUGAAUGAGCAGUGGCUCCAGGGCAGCUUCUGCGACGUCACCAUCGUGGUGGAGGAGAGCAAGUUCAAGGCCCACAGGAACGUGCUGGCCGCCUUCAGCUUGUACUUCAAGGAGCUGCUGUCGGGCCGCGCCCCCUGCCCCCUGCAGCCAGUGCUGGAACUGAGGGAGGUGAAGGCCCAGGUCUUCGCCAAGAUCCUGGGCUUCAUGUAUAGCUCGCGGCUGGUGGUGGAGCGGCUGGAGGAGGCCCGUGAGCUGGCAGCAGCCGGCACUCGGCUGGGGAUCCCUUUCCUGGAGGAGCUGGCCCCCCGGACGUCCGCUGGACAGCGGCCUGACUACCCCCAGCAGCCUCCCCCGGGCCCAAAGGACCCGCCCCACCGAGGGGCAGAAGGGACCCACCCCUCCCGAGUGUGGCACACGGACCGGCCCUUCCCCUCCUUCCCUGUCGAUCUGACGUCUUCGGGCAGCAGGCAGGAAGGCCCCUCGGAUGGGACCGUGCCCCACUCGUCCCCCGGCCCCCCCGGCGAGGAGGAGGAGGAGGGCGGGCAGCAGGGGGAAGGGGAGAGGUCGAUGGAGGACAACCAGAGGCUCUACACUCUCAGCACCGUGGCCUUCCGAGGGCUGGGCUUCAGCGUGGAGGAGGAGGCCGGGCCUGGAGGAGGCCGGAGCGGGCCCCAGGAGGAUGGAGCCGAGGAGGAGGCCGAGCAGGGGGAGGCAGAGGGGUCUGCGGGAACCCAGACCCCUGCCCCCUGCUCCCCCCAGCUCGCCCCGCCCAGCGCCCUCCCCUCUGGCCGGAUCCCGGCUCUCAACCUGCGGCUCCACCGGACCCUGAGCUGCCCGCACUGCCACAAGGCCUUCGUGCACGUCAAGCGGCUGCAGACCCACCGGCAGCUGUGCCGCCGGGCCGGACGCCCACCCGCCGCUGAGCCCCAGGGGCAGGGCCAGGGGCAGGCCCAGCCGCCCUCGGGGGAGCCGGGGCCCGCCAAGGCCCGCCGGGCCCCGCGGCACGAGCCUGCGCCCGAGGAGGAGCACUUCAUGAAGGUGGUGGACGGGCACCUGCUCUACUUCUGCGCUGUGUGCCAGCGCUCCUACAUGACCCUGUCCAGCCUCAAGCGCCAUGCCAACGUGCACUCAUGGCGCCGCAAGUACCCGUGCCGCUACUGCGACAAGGUCUUCGCCCUGGCUGAGUACCGAACCAAGCACGAGGUGUGGCACACCGGGGAGCGCCGCUACCAGUGCAUCUUCUGCUGGGACACCUUCGUCACCUACUACAACCUGAAGACCCACCAGAAGUCCUUCCACGGCGUUGACCCGGGACUCACCAUCAGCCAGAAGACGCCCAACGGCGGCUACAAGCCCAAGCUCAACGCCUUCAAGCUCUACCGUCUGCUGCCCAUGAGGUCCCAGAAGAGGCCCUACAAGACCUACAGUCACUCGGGCGCGGGGGCCCUGGAGGGCCCGGGCCCGGUCAGCCCGUUGCCGGGGCCGACCCGGGCCUGCCCGUCCCCAGGGGAGGAGGGUGACCCGGCCUCCCGCAGCCCGCUCCCCGAGCCGGGGCCUGACCCACUGGGCCUGAGGCCGGCCGGGGCUCCCGGGACUCUCUCCUCAGUCAUCACGUACGGGCGGGCGGCCAAGUCGUCGGUCAUCGUCCACAGCAAGGCCCUGGUCCCCGCCAUCCCGUCCUCGGUCAUCGCCUACAACGGCCGCUGCCCUCGGCAGGACGGGCAUGAGGACUCAGCCUUGGCCCCGCCGCCCCCGCCGCCCCCGGCCCCGGGCACCCCGGACACCACCGACCAAAGACCGCCACUGCCCAGGGCCCCGAAGCCAAAGAGGCAGGCGGCUCCGGGCCGGCCCAAGACCCUGACGUACGUGGCCAAGCCCGCCUGCCCCGCGUCCGCGGCCUCGGGCAGCAGGCCAGGGCCGCUCUGCCAGAUCACCGUCCGCAUCGGGGAGGAGGCCAUCGUCAAGCGGAGGAUCUCCGAGUCCGACCUGAUCCGGGACAAGGCGGGCCCGACUCUAGACCCUGGUCCGGGCCCGGCCAAAGGCCGACGUCCCGAGGUCCUCUCGCCCGGUCUGGGGGCCAAGAAGGCGCGGGCGGCGGAGGAAGCCGAGCCGUGCUGCCGGCGGAAGGCUGACGACUUCCUGGGAGCCGAGUCGGCCGACGAGGUGAGCGACCAGGAUGCGGACGACAACCUCUGGCGGCCCUACUACUCCUACAAGCCCAAGCGCCGGGGCGCCGGCUUCCAGCGGGCCAAGAGGGCGGGCUGGAGGAGGAAACUGAGCCUCAGGCCUCCUGCAGCCCGCUGGCUCCACCGAGCCGCCAAGGGUCCCGGGCCCGGGCCGGAAGAGGCCGAGGACCCGAGUCUAUCCCCCCGGGAGCAGGGUCCCGAGGUUGGGCCGCGGGCAGGGAGUGGCCUGUGCGCCCAUGGGCCCGAGGGUGAGAGGCCCCCAGGUUGCUCAGCCUGCGGGGGCCCAGAGAGUGCUGGGGAGCCGGGCCCAGCCUGCGACAAGGCUGGAAGCCCACCCCCGCCGGGUACGGGCAGGAAGGCCCCUGCCUGGCACGCCUGUGCCCACUGCCCCAAGGCCUGCAGGACGGCAGCAGCCCUGGGACGGCAUCAGAGGCGCCACCUGAUGGGGGACAGGCCGGGCCUGGAGCAGGGGGCCGGGGUGGAGGGGGAGGAGGAUGUCGAGGUGCCUGGGCCCCAGCCAGAGGAGGGCCCUGAGGAGGGGGCCUGCGUCUACCCCGGGCCCCAAGGGGGUGAGGAGGAGGAGGAGGAGGGCGAGGGAAGGCCGGGGUGGGAACCGUAUGGCGACCAGCAGGCCCCGGGGGGAGGACGGCCCCCCAGCCCCAUUCCCCGGGACACCCGCCUCACUCCCAGCCCUGUCCCUCAGGACCUCCCCAGCCCGCCCCUCCGGCUGCCGGCUCCUCCGGGGGGCCAGCCCUGUCCUGCCGUCGCUCCAGAGACAAGGACGGCCUAUGCCAGCGCGCCGGAGCCCUGCCGGGCCCUCUCCGAUCCCGGCCUGCCUGCCAGUGGACAGGAGCCCCUCGUCCCCCCCGCCCCCACCCCCGCCACCCGCGCCCAGGAGACGGAGCCGCCGGCAGAUGGUGGGGGGGGCUUUGGCCUACCGGAGGUGGCCCAGGAGGAGGAGGACGCCUUCGAGGGCCGUGGGCCCCGCCCGGACCCCGACUACCCGGUGCAGGAGUUCCCCCUGCCCCUGGUGACCGCUGGCAGCUGCCGCUCCCACCCCGAGCUCCAAGCCAAGGGCCUGGCCUUCCACCCCGGCGCCCUGCGCUUCAAGGAAGGGGAAGAGGAUCUGGGCAAGGUGGCCUUCUACCAGGAGCCCUACCAGCUGGUGUAUGGCCACCCGCUGCUGGCUGGCGCCUACCCCUAUAGCCUGGGCCCCGUCUCACCCCUGCCCGUCGCCCUCAACAUGGUCAUCCAGGACAAGGGGCAGCCGCUGCCCCUCCUGCACCGCAUGUUCGUCUACCCCACCCCCUGCCGGGAUGAGGCCCACCCUCUGCCCCCACCUCCCCCUCUCCCGCUGGGGGCCGGGGGCACGGGGGGCCGAGACGAGGCUGGCCGGGAGGUGCUGGCCGGGGACAAGGCUGGCCGGAUGUACUGAGGGCCGCUCAGACCCCUCCCCACCAACCCCCCCCUCCCCCAUCUCCCCCCUCCCACCUCCACCUCCCGAGUUGUGGUCGGGGGCACAGCGAACUACAACGUUCUAGGUAUUGCACUGUGUCGGGGCAGGGUGUGGGGAGCACAAGGGGGGUGGGGUGGGAGUUGACCAGUGUCCUGGGCAAGGGCGGUGAAAGCAACAAGGCCAAGUUGACCGAGGUUACGGGGUCAUUGACUGAGGUUAUGGGUCAUUGGCCGAGGUUAUGGGGUCAUUGGGUGAAUUAUGGGUCAUUGGCCAAGGUUAUGGGUCAUUGGCUGAGGUUAUGGGGUCAUUGGCCAAAGUUAAGGGUCAAUGGCAGAGGUUACGGGAUCAUUGGCUGAGGUUAUGGAGUCGAUGGCCGAGGUUAUGGGGCACAUCGGCCAAGGUGAUGCUCAUCGGCUAAGCUCAAGGUCUUUGGGCAGUCCAGUUCCUCCUCCUUGUCCGUUGCCAUGCCCAUGGUCACUGCCACGGAGAUAAGGUUGUGUCCCCCCCUCCCCAACCCCAUCCUGGCCUGGGGCAAUCUCACUUUCUGCACUUUGACGACCGUUUUACUUUGCUCCGGUCUGAAUCAACCAUCGAGUUUUAUAGCCCUCCUCCCCCAGCGAGACGCCGCCUCCACCGCAGACUUGGUGUGGGAGGGGGCACCACGGACUCCAGUGGCCGAUCGGCUCUUGGCUCCAGUCCUGACCGUGGGUGCAUUGGAUCCCCCUCCUCCAAAUACCGCCACCAGCCCCCCGCCCAAUCCCACCCCACACGUCUGAUCCCACCAGCCGUGGCCCAGAGUGGCCCAUCCCUGCUGUCCUACAAUGGGCAGGCCAACCAACCAUCACAAUGGUCCCUCAUACCAGGAUGUCUCCCUACGGGAGAGGGAGUGACAGUCGCCCGUGGCGAUUGAUGUUGACAUAGGAUUGGGCCUCAGCACCAUCUCACUGAACGUUCCACAGCAAGGCAGCCAAUUGGGCCCCGUGUCCGUCAGAUUCGUGCUGAGCUUCCCCGGGGACCAGUCUCUUAAACUGCAAGCAAGCACAACCGUAUAAAGAUGAAGUGGGCAGUCGACGUUUCAGGUCAAGGACAGAUGAAGGGUCUCAGUCUGAAACAUUGACUGUCCCUUUUCCCUCCCCAGACGCUGCCCAACCUGCUGGCUUCUCCAGCAGUGUGUGCUCCAGAUUCUAGCAGCUGCUGCCCCUGGUGUCUCCUGGUGAACAUGAGUCUGUGGCUCAAGCCCGGAGACGUUCCGUCAAAGUCCACGGCACGGCAUCUUCCCACCGUCGGUGUUUCUUCCUCCUGGCCCCAUUCCAUGCUGCCUUCUCCCCCAACAUUCACCCCCCCCUUCCGUGUCCCGAGGCAGAUAUUUCACCCUCACUGUGUGAAAACCCCAACAGGUUACCUGGCCAUCGUUACUUUGUGCCUUUGGGAGCUUGCUGUGCCCAGAAUUGGCUCCUGCUUCACCGGAGCUGAGUCAUGGUCAUCUCCAGACGAGGUGGGUCAGUCUCUGGGCCGGGACGGAGGUGGACUCCACGUUCCCAAGGGUGGAGAGCCCCAGGGAGAGUGUCCUCCCUUCCCCUUUUCAGUUGCCAGACUGGCUGAGGGGUGAGAGGUUGGCUUCUCCCCAAAUGCGGACCCCUCUCUACCCAGCCCUGAGCCCCAAAGGACCAACACCAUUGGCACCGUGUCCCAGAGGGUCCUCCUGCCCAUGUUCACCAGCCCCGUCUCCAAGGCUGGAGGUGCCACUGUUUGAGUUCCCAAUCUCUGCUCCUCCACGUACCACACCCCGAGUCGUGGCCCCCUCCCUCUGAUCUGCGGACACUCUUGUCCCUGCCUCCACCGCCUCUGGGCUUGAUGAUUCCUCAAUGAGGAGGCUAUUUGGCCCUCCAGCCUGGUUCACGAUUACGAUCAUGGCUGAUCAGAUUUUGGCCUUGCCUACCCCCUACAGACCACAGAUCAUGCCCGCCUCAGCCCUCCCCCUCACCGGGCUCCACAUCGCUCCGAGGUCCCUGAGUUCCUCCAGUUCCGGCCUCUUGACCAACAUUCCUGAUUCCCAUUUGAGCUGUGCCUUCAGCUGCCUGGGCCCCGAGCCCCGGAAUCCUCUCCCUAAACUUCAUGUCCCUCCACGGAUCUCAAAACCAAAACUGGCCGGAGACACUCAGUAGGUCAGGCAGCGGCUGCAGAGAGAGAAACGGUUAAUCUUCCAGAUGGAAAGACCCUCCUGAACAUUUGCAACGUUUUCCGUUUAUAUUCCAUAAUUCCUGCAUCUGCGUCCUUUGAUUUUCCAAACCUCUCUCCGUGUAGCCUCUUCCAGGCAGCCAGCCCAGCCCUCUCCUUGUCCGGAUUGGCUGUAUCGGAGAAGGAUUCCCGUAGAGUGCCUUGAGACGUUUAUGCAGGGAAGUUGUCGGAUAGCAGAGACGGGAGGGACAGUUGGGAUGGGAGGAGGUGGUCGCAGAGCGUCGGGGAAAGGUUGGUGUGCGACAGGGACCCAGGUAAAUUGGUGUUGAGGAAUAUUCGAGGGCCCAGAGCAGGAAACAAUCCAAGUGAUUCCAAAGCCCAGUGUUUGUGUUGGAUUGGAAGGACAUUGUCCCUGGGUUGUCACGGUAUGGAUCUAACGAGUUGUCUGAGUUCUGUGCCCCUCCCACUCACAUUCCAUGUCCCUCCACCUCCCUCCUCCCAUCCCCAGCCUGUGGGUGGGUUAGGACCAUCCCACCCCUUCCCCUUGAAGCAGGGCAGCGCACGGUGCAGUCCCUCUGCCGAGUUAUGACGGGUCUGGGUGUGAGGGAACGAAGCUGGUGGUUGUGUUUACCACACAGAGCAGCAGCUGUGGAGGGAGUCGGGGGUAAAACCACCCUCAACCCUGAGCCUUGGUCUGAGGGUGUUGGUUGUGGGGUGGGGGUGGGGAUCCGUUAGGGUGGGGUCAAUGAGUGGAGAGAGUUCGAUUGCAACAGCCAGGAUAUCCCUGGGAGGUAGGGAUCGAGGGGAGAGCUGGUGAGGAAACCAAAGACAAUUGGGGAUUAUCUCUCGCUGUUUGUCCCCCUGUGCUGAUGUCCCCUCCCUAUUUCCGCCCCCACCGUCCCCUCCUACACCCCCCUGUCCUUUGGAAGUCAGCACUAGACUUGUGAGCAUUUGUCUCCCAAUAGCUUCGGAUCUGUGAAGAGAGGCCAUUGGGCCCGUUGUAUUCAUGCUGGCUGCCCUUGCCCAGUGUGACUCCAGACCCAGCGGUGCAGUUGGCUGAAACAGCUCACUCCCUGGCCUGACCAGUGCUGUCCCUGUCCUGGGGUGGAUACUGUGCCAUUACCUCACCUCCCCGAAUAACCCUCACCCCACAACCCUCCAACCCACCUCAGUACCCUCCAUCAUCCCCUGAUUUGCAUCACAGUGUGCCUGGGUCCUGAGCUCUGGAACCCCUCCCCAAACCCCUGUACCCCCUCCACCUCCCUUGUAACCCUCAACCAAAGUUUGGACCAGGUCCUGCAGUCCCCUUGGGGGCUGAAACCCCUGUCAAGCACUUUGAGGCGCUUUGCUUCAUCAAAGGUGCUAUAGAAAUGCAGCUGUUAUUUCUUCACAGACAGCAUGGCCUAUUUACUGAGCAGUGGUGGGACUGGCACUUCCUGGCAGCUGGCUCCUGAGGUGACGGUUCAACGAUCUGCAGGUUGGCGAACACUGGUUCACUGCCCGAUGUUCCCUCAGUUCGUGUCUGUGGAGGGAAGGAGGGAGGGAGGGAGGAUAGGGGAGGGGAGGGGGAGGGGAGCAGAGCUGGCGGGCGGCGAGGUUAACACUCCCCGUGUGAGCGAUGCCACAGUGGUCCAGCUGGGGUUGUUACCGGCCCUGGGAACGGAGAGGGGUUUUAUAAACAAACCUGGGAGCUCCUCCUGUCUGUCAGUCAGAUUCUAGCUGUUGCUAUAGCACCCCUCCCUGUCUCAGUAACCCCCUCCGGCCCCUACACCCCUCCCAGUUCCUGUAACACCCUCCCACCCCUACAACCAUCCGGUCCCUGUAACCCCUGCAGCCCCUACACCCCUCCGUGUCUCUGUAAACCCCUCCGGCUCCUAAACCCCUCCCGGUCCCUAUAACCCCCUCCCACCCCUACAACCAUCUGGUCCUUGUAACCCCCUCUGGCCCUGCACCCCUCCCCGUCUCUGUAACCCCCUUCGGCCCUGCACCCCUCCCCAUCUCUGUGACCCCCUCCGGCCCUUCACCCCUCCCCAUCUCUGUGACCCCCUCCGGCCCUGCACCCCUCCCCAUCUCUGUGACCCCCUCAGGCCCCCACACCCCUCCCCAUCUCUGUGACCCCCUCCGGCCCCCACACCCCUCCCCAUCUCUGUGACCCCCUCCGGCCCUGCACCCCUC